GCACAUUUCUUACUUGAUGAAUUCUGCUGACUCAAGGGCCUCGAUUGAGGAGCUUCACUCUUCCUCAAAACGUAUUGUUGUUGUUGGUGGUGGUCUCGCAGGCUCUUUGGAAGGACUUUUCUUAGCUAAGAGACUAGGUUCGUCGUAUGAAAUAAGGAUCUAUGAAAAGAGGGAAGAUCCUCGUUUGCACGAAGGUGAUUCAGGACGAUCCAUCAAUCUUGCUCUUUCCACCCGGGGAUUAACCGCGUUGGACAAAGUAGGAUUAUCAGAAGAGGUUUCUUCGCAGGGAGUACCUAUGUAUGGAAGAGGUAUUCACCACAGUAAUGGUCAAUUUGAAAUACAGCCGUAUGGUCUGUCAAAGAAGGGAGAAUUUCUGACUUCGAUAUCCAGACACGUAUUAAACUGUAUUUUGCUUAAUGCUUGUGAACGCGCAGGUGUGAAUUUGUGUUUCAAGAAGGCCUGUUCCUCGAUUGACUUGGCGAAUAAUAUUCUGUAUUUUGAAGAAUCGGAGUCUCUUGCUUUGAACUCUAGUUUUGAGUCAACUGAGCAAGAUAUCCCUUGGGAGUUUGACAAUGUUUCUUCCAAGUUCAUAGAAUCCGAGAUUCAAAGAACUAGUGAUGUCUCUUUCAACGUGAAUAUGGUCAAGGCAGAUGUUAUUGUCGGAGCAGAUGGUGUAUUUUCAAGAGUUCGACAAAUUUUGGAAAAUUGCACCAAGGCCAAGUUCAACUAUAGUCAGGUAUAUUUGCCAACUUGCUACAAGGAGUUAACGAUCAAUCCAACUGCGUCUGGUUCGUAUGCUAUGUAUCCAAACUGUCUGCACAUAUGGCCACGAGGACGCUUUAUGUUGAUUGCUCUCCCAAAUUCUGAUGGUUCGUUUACUUGUACUUUGUUCAUGGAUGAAGACGGAUAUGCAGUAAGUUUCAAGAAUAUUGAAACAAAUGAGCAGUUGUUAAAUCUGUUCAGCACUUACUUUAAAGACGUCAUACCUCUCAUACCAGAUUUGCUAAAUCAAUAUUUCCAUUCACCCUUAUCAUUUCUGUUAUAUACUCAGUGUGAGCCUUACCAUUUUAAGAACAAUAUUGUACUUAUUGGUGACGCAGCACAUGCAAUUGUACCUUUCUAUGGGCAAGGUUGUAACUUGGCAUUUGAAGACUGCCGUAUUUUAGAUGAAUUGAUAGAGUUGCACUGUGGAAAGUGGUUUGAUGUCUUGCAACAUUUUUCGCAAAGUAGGAAGUCCAACGCUGACGUUAUAGCUCGUCUGGCACUGGAAAAUUAUUUGGAAAUGGCACAGAAGACGUCAAGUCGUUUGUUUUUAUUAAGGAAAAGGAUUCAGAUCACUUUCAGUGAGUGGUUUCCGAAUACCUUUCCUUCUUUGUAUCGCUUGGUUUCAUUUACCAAUGUUCCUUAUCGUGAUGCUGUCAGUCUUGUGGAGAAGGGCAAUUCAGCUCUCCGUAAAUAUCUUAUUUGCAGUUUGUGUGUAACUACGCUAGCUAGCUUCUAUUGGAUUAAGUGUUUGUGGAGGACCAACUAGAUUCAGGGAACUCGAAUGUAACUGCCUUGAAGGAUUAUUUUUAUUGAG
Molecule: messenger RNA, 1579 nt
Organism: Galdieria sulphuraria
Lineage: Eukaryota; Rhodophyta; Bangiophyceae; Galdieriales; Galdieriaceae
Product: kynurenine 3-monooxygenase
Exons: 3
Coding region: 17-1531 (504 amino acids)
Biological process (GO): NAD+ metabolic process
Cellular component (GO): mitochondrial outer membrane
Molecular function (GO): kynurenine 3-monooxygenase activity; NAD(P)H oxidase H2O2-forming activity; FAD binding
Source: RefSeq, a predicted model, not a curated record